AGCACUCUCAUAUUUGACCGCUGUCUCCGAGCUCUUCUCCAGCAUGGCUAGACGAUAUGACUCAAGAACGACGACCUUCUCCCCCGAGGGUCGUCUCUAUCAAGUUGAGUACGCUAUGGAAGCUAUCUCGCACGCCGGAAUCUGCGUCGGAAUACUUGCCAAGGACGGUAUUGUUCUCGCAGUUGAGAAGAAGAUCACUUCAAAGCUACUUGAGAAUAUUUCCAGUGAAAAGAUGUACAAGGUUGACGACCAUCUGGCGUGUGCUGUAGCUGGUAUCACGGCUGAUGCUAACAUUCUCAUCAAUUAUGCUCGUCUAGCAGCUCAGCGCUAUUCGCUGACUUAUCAAGAACCAAUUCCUGUAGAACAAUUGAUUAUUAAUUUAUGUGAUCGAAAGCAAGGAUACACGCAGUUUGGAGGGCUAAGACCUUUUGGGGUUUCGUUCUUGUGGGCUGGUUGGGAUAAAAACUACGGUUUUCAACUUUACCAAAGCGAUCCUAGUGGGAACUAUGGUGGAUGGAAGGCAACUGCCAUUGGUGCUAACAAUCAGGCUGCGCAGUCGAUCUUGAAGCAGGAAUACAAGAAUGACAUGGAGCUUACUGAGGCCGUCAAGCUUGCCAUCAAGGUUCUCAACAAGAGCAUGGAUUCCACCUCCCUCACCUCCGAGAAACUCGAAAUUGCCACAGUUUCCAUGGUCGAAGGCUCUUUGCAGUACAAGAUUUUGGAUGGCGCGACUGUCGAUGCUGCAUUGAAGGAGUUGGACUUGCAGCCAACCGAGACUUCGUAGACGGGAGGGAUCGAAAUGACAGAUGUGGGAGGAAUGGACCAAAUAUUUUGUUAAGAAACUCUUUCGAACUC
Molecule: messenger RNA, 855 nt
Organism: Guillardia theta CCMP2712
Lineage: Eukaryota; Cryptophyceae; Pyrenomonadales; Geminigeraceae
Product: proteasome subunit alpha type 4
Exons: 8
Coding region: 44-784 (246 amino acids)
Biological process (GO): ubiquitin-dependent protein catabolic process
Cellular component (GO): nucleus; cytosol; proteasome core complex, alpha-subunit complex
Source: RefSeq, a predicted model, not a curated record